Molecule: messenger RNA, 1711 nt
Organism: Cannabis sativa
Lineage: Eukaryota; Viridiplantae; Streptophyta; Magnoliopsida; Rosales; Cannabaceae
Product: protein IQ-DOMAIN 9
Exons: 6
Coding region: 536-1426 (296 amino acids)
Molecular function (GO): protein binding
Source: RefSeq, a predicted model, not a curated record
UAUUCAAUACUUAUUAUAAUUGCAACCUUCCUUCCUAUGAGUUGUAUCGUUGGUUGAGACUUUGAUUGAGGAGAGAGAGAAAAAGAAAAAAUAUAAUACAAAUCAAAUGUGUGACUUUUUUUUGUUUUUAAUUCUAUUUUAUUAUUCUUAUACAGUAUUCCUUGCUGUUGAAUGAAUCAUGAUUAAUAUGUGAUAUAUUUUGUUUGAACUUUUUUUAUUUUAUUAUAUAAAAUAUAUAGUUUUGUUUUGGGGAGGGAAGAAAUUGCUGGUGAUGGGCCAUGGCAAUCCACAUUUCACACCCACCUUUUAUUCUCUCUCUCUCUCUCUUACCUUGUGACCCUCUCUUAUUGCUUCCUCUGCACUCCUAUUUACUACAUCAAUUGCCAUUGGGACCAACCCUUUUCUCCUAAGUCUCUCAACUUUCAUUUUGUAAACUUUGUCUCUGCCUUCACCCUCUUUGGAGCCAGCCUCCUCUUUGUUAUGCCUUUCUCUGGUAUGGUUAUGCUAAGUUGGAUAAAGACAUUUGCAAUCAGAAAUGGGUUCUGGAAACUUGUUUAGAACAAUAUUUAGAUUAAAGAAAUCUAAAGUUGGUUCAAAACCAGUGAAGGAGUCCACAAAACCAAAUGGCAUAAAAGUGAAGAAUAAAUCACAUAAGGGACUCAGUCGUUUCAUGAAUGGAUCCCAUAACAUGCCAAUUGAGGAUGUAGCUGCAACUCGGAUACAAACUGCAUUUCGUGCAUACAAGGCUAGAAAAGCUUUACGCCGUUUAAAAGGGGCAGUAAGAUUACAGACACUUGCCCAAGGCUAUCCUAUUAAAAAGCAAUCCACUACUACUUUGAGUCUUAUACAUUCAUGGUGCAAUAUACAAACCCAGAUUAAAGCUCGUCGACUUUGUAUGGUAACGGAAGGGCGGGUAAAACAGAAGAAACUAAUGAAUCAACAAAAACUUGAGGCAAAGCUUCACGACAUAGAGGUGGAAUGGUGUGGUGGCUCUGAAACAAUGGAUGAAAUUCUUGGAAGGAUCUACCACAGAGAAGAAGCAGCAGUUAAACGAGAGCGAGCCAUGGCAUAUGCCUUUUCCCAUCAAUGGAGAGCCAACUGCAGUCAAAGCCAAGGGUUGGGCAAUGAUGAACUUGGAAAAGCUAACUGGGGUUGGAGUUGGAAAGAACGAUGGAUUGCUGCUCGUCCAUGGGAAAGCCGAGUUGCACCUCAAUUCAUCAGCCCAAAGAAAAUUCAGAGCAAGCAGGCCAACAAGAUUAGCAAAACGCCAAAAACUCCAAUAUCAGUUAAGACCUCUUCACCAAAUGGGAAAUUAAGCACCAAAGCUCGGAGGUUAUCUUUCCCAUCUUCUGAGAAACUUUUUGAAAAUGGAGAAAGCAAUAAAGUGGAAGAGACAAAUAUAAAGAAAGAAGAGUUGGUAUCCUAGCAAACCGAAAUAUGGUUUUUAUAUUGUAUCACUGAAAUUGCAGGAAGUAAGAGAAGAUCCAUUUUUUUAUUCCCAUUAAUGUAUUUCUAUUUUCUGUACAUGGAGUGGUGUGACAGUCAUAUGCUGUGGCUUGAUAAGAACAAAAUGAAGAAAAGACCUGGAUUUGGGAUGGACCUGGUCAUUUUUCUAUUUUUACUUUGUAUACCUACAAAACAAUAUGGUAUUUGUAAUGUAAAUAGAAAAUCUAUUUGUUAAGAGUGGCAGAUAUUUUGUUCUUUCUUUUCA